CACACUUGAGCUAAUUCAUUGAACAUAAUUACAUUUGAUGAUGGAUAAGCAAGUUGCAUCCCAUGAAUCUUCUCCUUCUUCUCCUCAUGUAAUCAUGUUCCCAUUCCCAGUUCCGAGUCACAUCCACUCCAUGCUCAACUUAGCCCAAAUCUUUUGUGAAGCCCAUCUUAGUGUGACUUUUGUGAUGACCGUCCACGCUCGGAAUGCCUUCUCAGGCUUCUCCGAUCUGGAAUCCCAGUUCAGCCACCAUGCCGCCGGCAAAAUUAGGUUCGAGUAUAUUUCAGACGGGCUCCCUGACGAGCACCCGCGAGGCGUGACUGAAUUGUUGGGUUCUUUAGCGGCCACGGCGACGCCACUACUGAAAGAGAUGGUGCAGAAGGAGGAGGAGGGUGCGGCGGCGGCGGCGCCGAGGUGCGUGGUGGUUGCCGACGCGCUGUUGAGUUUCGGGGUUGAAAUGGCGGAGGAAUUAGGGGUUCCCAUUUUUCAGUUUCAUUGCAUAAGCGCUUCCGCCAACUGGACUUGCUCAUCUCUCCCUCGACUCAUUCGCGCCGGCGAGCUUCCGCUAAAAGGAAGGGACAUGGACAUGCCAAUCACCAGCGUUAAGAGCAUGGAAGGCUUCCUUAGAUACCGUGAUCUCCCUGCAGUUUUCCGAGUUGACGAUGUUCACAAUGAUCCCACUCUGCAAAUCUUCCAUCAACUCCCCCGGAAUUACACCCAAUCCAAACAUCACAUAAUCAACACCUUCCAUGACCUAGAGAGGCCGAUACUCGACCAAAUGCCGACCAUUAUGUCCAACGUUUACGCCAUCGGACCACUCCACGAAUUCCUUGCCGCCAAUGGCGGCAGUAGUAACGUUAUAAUAUCCGAUGAUGAUAACACUAAAAGCUGUUUGGAUUGUCUCGACAAUCAGCCGGCGAAAUCAGUGUUGUACGUAAGCUUUGGAACCCUAUCAAUGGUGAGUAGAGAAACCCUAGUGGAGUUUUGGCAUGGGCUGGUGAAUAGUGGGCAGCGUUUCUUGUGGUCUUUGAACUCGAACUUGGUGACAGGCCGGGAGAUUCCUGCAGAAAUCUUGACCGGUUCUCGAGAAAUGACUUGCGUUGUUGAGUGGGCCCCGCAACGUGUUGUGCUAGGCCACUUUGCUGUUGCUGGAUUUUUAACUCACUGCAGGUGGAAUUCAAUUCUGGAGAGCAUAGUUGCUGGAGUUCCGAUGAUAGGCUGGCCGAUCUAUGGUGAACAGCAAGUGAAUAGUAGGUAUGUUGCAGAGGUGUGGAAGGUUGGCCUAGACAUGAAGGACACUUGCCACCGAGUCAUAAUUGAGAAGAUGGUGAGGGAACUUAUGGAAGAGCGGAAAGAUGAAUUUCUUAAAAGGGCUCCACACUAUUCGAAGUUGGCUAAACAAAGUGUGAGACAAGGGGGUUCAUCCUCCUCUAAUUUGGAGCAUCUACUUGAAGAUAUAAGGAGAAUAUGAAUUUGUGCAUGUUAAUUUGGUUAAGAAUUAAAGUGGAUCGGAAUAUCUUCAGUUGAGUUAAAGAUAAUGUAUUUUAUGAUCGGAGUUAUAUAAUAAUGUACGUGUUAGA
Molecule: messenger RNA, 1577 nt
Organism: Ipomoea triloba (trilobed morning glory)
Lineage: Eukaryota; Viridiplantae; Streptophyta; Magnoliopsida; Solanales; Convolvulaceae
Product: 7-deoxyloganetic acid glucosyltransferase-like
Exons: 2
Coding region: 38-1468 (476 amino acids)
Molecular function (GO): UDP-glycosyltransferase activity
Source: RefSeq, a predicted model, not a curated record